Molecule: messenger RNA, 2966 nt
Organism: Stegastes partitus (bicolor damselfish)
Lineage: Eukaryota; Metazoa; Chordata; Actinopteri; Pomacentridae
Gene: firrm
Product: fignl1 interacting regulator of recombination and mitosis
Exons: 24
Coding region: 70-2832 (920 amino acids)
Source: RefSeq, a predicted model, not a curated record
CAGCGGCCCAGCCAGUGUCCUGGAUAUCUGUGGACCGCCGGACCGCCUCCUCCGGCCCCUGCGGUCGCCAUGUCGCAGACCAACACCUCCCUCCUGGACCAGGUGGUGCAGUGGAACCAGGAAACCUGCCGCCAGCAGCUCAAGGCGGUGCUGCCAGAGCUCACCGCUUUGCACCAGAAGUCUGACAGCUGGAAUGAUCACAUACGGAUACUGAAGAUAAUUACAGACAUGUUCCUCCCUCAUGUCGGUGUAUCAGAGCUGGAGGACGAGUGCUUCUCCAAGAUCUUGCCAAAGGCAGAGGCCGUGUUUCACAGCAUGAUGGCAGAACUCAUGGACCAAGUCGGCGGGCUUUCCAGUCAAAACACUGAACUGUGUGCUUUACUGAGGAACAUUUUACAGGGACUGAUGCAGAUAAUCGAUGCACUGUCCACUUGCGUGCGUCACGUUGGCUCGUUUGAGGACGCCCCUGACCUGGACGCUAUCCGCUCACUGCCGACUUGUAUCCUGAAAGUCCUGAGGGAGACGUUUCAGCACUGCAAGGACAGUGAGGUGGUUUACUGCGGCCGUCUGUCCCUGGUGGCCGACCUGCUGCAGGGGCUCUUCAAGGACGCGUACUCCCUCCAGAAGUCUCUGCUGGAGCUGCUGGAUCGGGUCUCCCUCGACAGCGGCGCCUCAGAGGAGGAGGUCUCUGACGUCGUUGCAGUGAUUCAUAGUCUUCUGGAGAUCUGCUCCGUCAUCUCCGACCUGGACGUAGCAUUGCAUGCAAACACGUGGAAGUUCCUCAUCAAACAGAGCCUCAAGUACCAGUCGCUGGUGGAGGAGCAUCUGCAUCACCAGGACAUCAGCAGCAGCCUGAGGGACAACCUGCUGGCCUCCUUCCACAGCUGUGUGGAGCUGGCUGAGCAGAUUAGACAUGCCGGCCUCCAGGAGUCUAAACAAAGCCCAGAAUACAAGCUGUUCCAGAAAUCUGCAAAGAUGUGCAGGUUUUUUGCCAACACGUUGGUUCAUUACAUAAAGGAAUUCAAGUUUUUCCUGACAAAGUGUUGCAGCAGCUUUCACCAGCUCUACCUCCAGAUCAUCAGUACGUUCCCUCCCAGCUUGUGUGCUCCAGCGCUGCCCACGGCGCUGUCGGAGGAGCUGAAAGCAGCAGCUCUGGUUCCCAUGGAUGCCUUCCUGCUCCAGCUGGUGCCGCUAAGGCCCUUUGCUGAAGUUGUCCUCCAGCAGGAUCUACGGUUACGUCCUGAACACGAGCUUCCUCAGUGUCUCCUGCUGGUGAGCAUCAUGGGACAACUUCCCUGCCAACCAGAGGAGGUGCUGCAGCUUUGGUUCACUGGCAGUGAGUUCUCAGAGGAGACACCCAGGCUUCCCCUCCACCGGGCCAUCUUCACUAGCUUCCGACGAUGCCACACUGAGCGUAAUGUACCGGUGCUGUUGCCAGGGGUGAUGCUGAAGGGUCAAGCCCAGGUCCAGGUCACUCUGCACCAACACAUGUGUGUGCAGCUGUGUGCCAGUGUGGCUGUGCUGCCUCCUGUAUGCCUUCCUGUGCUGGAGCGGUGCUUGGUCGAUGUUGUGCUGCAGGCGGAUACUCAGACGGCUCUGCUGGCAGCAGACGUGUGGUGUUUCACAGCACGGUAUGGGUCAGCAGAACUUUGCCUCCAUCACGUCGUGCUUAUCGCUCAGCUGGUGAAGGUGUGCCCCGCUGAGUGCUACCAGUCGCUGCACCUGGGCUUGCUGCUGAAACGCAUGGUUUUCCUCAUGACGCCAAACCACCAGAUGGAGCUGGUGGCACAGUUCCCACCGUCUGAGUUGGAGAACCUUCGAGUGUGGCACCACGUCCUCCUCAGAGCCCUUUCACAGGAGACCCGACUCCGUGUGCAAACAGAAAUCCUCGACUUAACUCAGAAAGUUCUGACCGACUGGCAGAAUGGAGGACACAAACUGGGACAAGUGGACAGAGUGAACGUGGUGCUGUUGUCCCUCCUGGCGGCGCUUCGAGGGCAGCCGUCUCCUGAAGAACAGUGUGUGUUGCCUGCAGUGAAGAUUGUCACCCAGCUGUGGUCACGAAUGAGUCCAGAUCAGCUGCAGACCCAGCCGGUGCUCCGCUGUACUCUGCAGCUGCUCCUGUCUAUAUCAGCUGCUCUGGUGAAAAACAUCGACCCUCAAGUCAUUUGUCAGGCUCUGCUGUGUCUGGACGCCGUCGUUGCUCAGAAGUGUGCAGAUCCACUGCUGCUGGCUGCUCUGGAGUUCCUCUCCUCUCUGGGGAAGAUCUUUGUCCCUCCUGACAGCCAGAGUCAAAUUCUUCCGAGGCUGAGCAGCCUGUUUGGGGUCCUGUUGGCUGACACAUCCUGGCUGCUACACCAGCACGCCCUGGAGGCCUUUUCCUACUUUGCAGAGAACACCAAUCACGAAGAGGUCAUUUCCCAGAGUUUGUGUUCAGAAGAAACCAAGACCAAAGUGGUCAGUUAUCUUAGCAAGACUGUGAAUGCUGAAGAAGAUGUGGAGUCACGGCUGCAGAGGCUCAAACAGGAGACACUCGUGAUCGAGCAACACAACGAGAAACUGGAGGACAACAAAGACCAUGUUCCCAGUAAACCGGCCGCCGAAGCUGCUGCAGACUCUGAGCCGUGCCCGAAGAAAGCUCGGCAGGAGACCAGUGCAGAGGAGGAGUACCGCCGCUACAUGCAGGCAGCUGAGAGUGCUUUAAAAGCCCUCCAGGCUCUCACGGAGGGUAAAGCCGACACCACUGCACCACCUCCACCGUGGCUGGAGUCCAGACUACAGGAGCUGCAGACCCUCAUAGCCCACAUCAGUGCAGCCAGACUCACCAGCUAACAGCUCCAGACUGUUCCCACUCAGUAUUUACAGCUUGAUCCGUUUGUGGACAUCCAGAGAAAACAGCUUCUCCUCUUUUUAAAUCUGUCAUUCUUGAGUCAUGAUAGCAUUUAUUAAACUUCAUUGAUUACCAA